GGUUUCGCUUCCGGUUUGAUGUUUGUGUUUUAGCUGAGGGCAGUCGCUAGGGGCAGCUUCUAGUCGUGACGUUCUUGCGGAAUUCAUCUCGAUCACCUGAUAAACGCAAAAAUGGCUGGACGGCUAAUGCAAGUAGCGAGAUGCCCAACAGAUGAACUGUCUCUCACAAACUGUAUGGUUGCAAGUGAGAAGGACUUCAAAUCUGGGCAACAUUUGACCAUUAAAACCACACCCACUCAGAAGUUUGUGUUCACGGUGAAAACCCACCCAAGCGUGGUGCCGGGAACCAUUGCCUUCAGUCUACCUCAGAGGAAAUGGGCUGGACUCUCUCUAAACCAGGAUGUUGAAGUGAGUGUCUACAACUUUGACCCUUCGAGACAGUAUGUGGGAACCAUGACGCUAGAGAUCGACUUCCUCCAGAAGAAGAGCGUUGACAGCAACCCUUACGACUCUGAUAAAAUGGCCAUUGAAUUUAUCCAGUUUUUUACCGCACAGGCCUUCAGCGUGGGCCAGCAGUUUGUCUUGAGCUGCUUUGACAAGCUUUUUGCACUGCUCAUAAAAGAUAUCGAGGCCAUGGAUCCCAGCAUCCUCAGAGGCGAGCAAAGCUCUAGCAAAAAACAGAAGAUUGAGAUUGGUCUGUUGCAUGGCAACAGUCAGGUGAUUUUUGAGAAAGCUGAGAGCUCAUCUCUCAAUUUGAUUGGAAAAGCAAAGACCAGAGGUUCUCGGCAGUCCAUCAUCAACCCAGACUGGAACUUUGAGCGCAUGGGCAUUGGAGGCCUAGACAAGGAGUUCUCAGCCAUCUUUCGUCGGGCCUUCGCCUCGCGAGUCUUUCCUCCAGACAUAGUGGAGCAGAUGGGCUGUAAACACGUGAAGGGGAUCUUGUUGUUUGGACCACCCGGCUGUGGUAAAACCCUGAUGGCGCGUCAGAUUGGUAAGAUGCUGAAUGCCAGAGAGCCGAAGGUGGUCAACGGGCCAGAGAUUCUGAACAAAUAUGUGGGCGAGUCGGAGGCCAACAUCAGAAAGCUGUUUGCUGAUGCCGAGGAGGAACAGAAGAGGUUGGGGGCCAACAGUGGACUGCACAUCAUCAUAUUUGAUGAAAUUGAUGCCAUCUGUAAACAACGUGGCAGCAUGGCGGGCAGCACUGGGGUCCAUGACACUGUAGUCAACCAGCUACUGUCAAAGAUCGAUGGUGUAGACCAGCUCAACAACAUCCUGGUCAUAGGAAUGACCAACAGGCCUGACUUGAUCGAUGACGCCCUCUUGAGGCCGGGUAGACUGGAGGUCAAAAUGGAGAUUGGCUUGCCUGACGAGACGGGCCGUGUUCAGAUCCUGAAUAUCCACACGGCAAAAAUGAAGCAGUCAAAAAUGCUGGCCAAAGAUGUUGACAUAAAGGAGCUGGCUGCUGAGACCAAGAACUACAGUGGAGCAGAGCUGGAAGGGCUUGUCCGGGCUGCCCAGUCGACUGCCAUGAACCGUCACAUCAAGGCCAGUACUAAGGUGGAGGUGGACACAGUGGAAGCUCAGAUGCUAGAAGUCAGCAGGAGUGAUUUCUUGGCGUCUCUGAAUAAUGACAUCAAGCCUGCUUUUGGCACUAAUCAGGAGGAUUACUGUAGUUACAUCAUGAAUGGUAUUGUGAAAUGGAGCAAUGCUGUGUCUGACAUACUGGAAGAUGGAGAACUUUUGGUGCAACAGACCAAGAACAGUGAACGCACUCCGCUAGUAACUGUGCUUUUAGAGGGGCCUGCUCACAGUGGUAAGACGGCACUGGCAGCCAAGAUCGCAGAGGACUCCCAGUUCCCCUUCAUCAAGAUCUGUUCUCCAGACAAAAUGAUUGGCUAUACAGAGACCGCCAAAUGUCAGGCCAUCAAAAAGAUCUUUGAGGAUGCCUACAAGUCCCAACUGAGCUGUGUGGUGGUGGACGAUAUAGAAAGACUUCUGGAUUUUGUUCCCAUUGGGCCACGGUUCUCUAACCUGGUGCUGCAGGCUCUGCUGGUAUUAUUGAAGAAACCUCCUCCUCGGGGUCGUAAGUUGCUGAUUCUUGGCACAACUAGCAGGAAGGAUGUUCUGCAGGAGAUGGGCAUGUUGGACUCUUUCAGCACUACUAUCCACAUCCCUAACAUCUCUAGAGGAGAACAUCUCAUGGAGGCCCUGGAGCUUCUCGGGGGCUUCCAGGAAGAAGAGCGAGCAGUUAUUGCAAAAAAGGUGAAAGGACAAGCCGUGUGGCUCGGCAUUAAGAAGCUGCAGAUGCUCAUUGAGAUGUCACUGCAGAUGCCUACGGAAUACAGAGUUAACAAGUUCUUGGCACUACUGAAAGAAGGAGCGUUGGGCUCUGAUAAACAUGUGGCCAUGUAGUCUCGGGAUCAGGGGAGUAACAUGACAAACAAGGCUAAUUUGAAGCAGUUAAAGGAGUCAGGAGAACCCUGGGUGCACUUGAGAGACUGAGAGAGAGCAGACGUACCUACAGAAUAUGUCUCUGUCCCUCACUUUCCUUAAGUAUAGUGUACUGUAUGUUUCUAAGGCAACUACAGACUUCCCGCUGUUCAACACUAGCUCCUUGAAGUGCACAGGGUCUCAUAUUUGUACAGUGCCUCAGAUGUCUUAUGACAUCAGGAAUUUUGAAAUAGUACAUGCAUGUAUAUGAAGACCUAAAAGGUGUUUAUAUAUAUAAAAUGUAUCAUAUGUAUAUGUAUUUACUGGCAUGAACCAUUCCUGUCAACGAUGCCUUACUCCUAAAAUUGACCAUACUGGGCCAAAUCCUCUGCUCGCUUUUCUCUGUCAUGGAUGUACUUAACAAAUUAAUUAACAAAUGAAAUUAUCUUAACAUUUUAGUCCCUGCCAAUAACUGAUAUUGAACUGACAACAAUAUUGAAAUGCUCACUCCAGUGCCUUUGCAUGACAGUAUAUUGUUGCAGUUUGUUCAUUGCUUUUAUUGAUUUCUGACCAAAAAAAAAGGGUACUUUUAAAGGGAACUAUCCGUCCUUCUUAUGUGGCUCUGGACAUUUCAUGUCAGGAAUAUAUCAAAGCUCUUAGUCUCAGUAAUGGGUAACUUAAUAGUGGCCUUAAUCAUUGUGAACUACCUCCCCUCUGCCAACAGUGCCAAGAUAGUUCACAUUGGCCUUGAAUUCUCCUCUUCUUUAUCUUUGUUAUAUCUUUCAUACGCAUGCUUUCUCUCUCAGAACAUUUAAGAAGAACAUUAUGACCCCAUUAUAACUUACUGUUGAACUGUGAAAGUCAUUUUUUCAAGUCACAAGAAUUUGUGUUUUGUGUACAUUUUGGAUCUUGGACUGCAUGUCACACACUAGUACUUGUAGUGCUUAUCAUGGCAUGACCCUUAAAAGAAUUAAUAAAUGCAAUCAUUUUUCCUGUUAAAUAGAAUUAUGAAAUAUUGUCUUCAAUGAUUCCGUAGUUAAAAUGCCGUGUUAGGAUUGCAAUAAAUGACUGCCAUUA
This is a messenger RNA of Cyprinus carpio (common carp), 3447 nucleotides long. RefSeq names its product vesicle-fusing ATPase-like. Gene Ontology annotation, biological process: SNARE complex disassembly; Golgi to plasma membrane protein transport; intra-Golgi vesicle-mediated transport. The record is from RefSeq and is a predicted model, not a curated record. Lineage: Eukaryota; Metazoa; Chordata; Actinopteri; Cypriniformes; Cyprinidae. Gene Ontology annotation, molecular function: ATP binding; ATP hydrolysis activity. Gene Ontology annotation, cellular component: Golgi stack.